This is a messenger RNA of Notolabrus celidotus (New Zealand spotty), 1987 nucleotides long. It is a transcript of the gene trim35-14, whose product is annotated as tripartite motif containing 35-14. The coding region runs from base 32 to 1477 and encodes 481 amino acids. NCBI's taxonomy places the organism in Eukaryota, Metazoa, Chordata, Actinopteri, Labriformes, Labridae. The record is from RefSeq and is a predicted model, not a curated record. Gene Ontology annotation, molecular function: zinc ion binding; protein binding. The transcript has 7 exons.
UAACAACUGUCACAGGACUCUGGCUAUCAGGAUGGCAGGCAGGCUCUCCCUCCCUGAGGUGGACCUCUCCUGUCCCAUCUGCUGCGACAUCUUCAGAGAGCCGGUGGUCCUCAAGUGCAGCCACAGCUUCUGCUCGCCGUGCCUGCAGCAGUACUGGUCGCAUGGACGGAGCCGGGACUGCCCUAUGUGUAGAAACCAGUCUGUGGAUGACCCGGUGCCCAGCCUGACCCUGAAGAACCUUUGUGAGGCGUACGUCCAGGAGAGCGAAGGCUUGGAGGAAACAGGAGGAGGCGGAGGAGGAGAGCUGUAUUGUGAUCCUGGGGAGAUGUGUGUUCUUCACGGGGAGAAGCUCAAGCUUUUCUGCCUGCCGGAUCAGGAGCCGAUCUGUGUGGUUUGUCACACCUCCAGGAAGCACAAACAGCACGACUGCUGCCCUGUCAGCGAGGCUGUCGUGGACGUGAAGGAUAAGAUGAAGUCAGCCCUUGAUUCUUUGCAAGAAAAGAAGGACGCAUUCGACAAAAUGAAGAAGAACUACGAGGACGCGGUGGAGCACAUUCAGGUUCAGGCUCAGUUCGUCCAAAGGCGAACCCACGAGGAGUUUGAAAAGCUCCACAUGUUCCUGAGAGUGGAAGAGGAGGCCAGGAUGGAGGCACUGAGAAGGGAGGAAGAGCAGAAGAGCAGAGUGAUGAUGCAGAAGAUCGAAGAAAUUACAGGAGAGAUAACGUCUUUGUCUGAAUCAAUCAAACAUUUGGAGGAGGAGCUUGCUUUGGAGGGUGUAUUUGUACUUCAGAACUGCAAGAGGACACUGGCAAGAGCAAACUGCCCAGUUGAAAACCCGAUCAUGGCUCCGGGGUUGCUCAUAGAUGUUGCAAAAUAUCUGGGUUCUCUGAAGUUCCAUGUUUGGGAGAAAAUGCACAACACUGUCAAAUACACUCCGGUGACCCUCGACCCCAACACGGCCGCUCCGUGGCUCAUCCUGUCAGAUGACCUCACCAGCGUCUGUGACAGCGAUGUGAAGCAGAAGUUACCUGACAACCCGGAGCGCUUCAACCCUGAUACAGCUGUCCUGGGCCGCGAGGGCUUCACCUCAGGGAAACACUCCUGGGAGGUCAGCGUGGGAGACAACCAGGCGUGGGUUGUUGGGGUGGCGAAGGAAUCUGUCGUAAGGAAAGAGAAAGUGUCCUCAGUGCUCAAGAACGGAUACCUGUGCGUGUACUUCUAUCAUAAAAUGUACUUUGCGGGUACUUCUCCGUUAACAAGGCUUACCCUAAAGAGGAAUCCACAGAAGGUCCGGGUGCUGCUGGACUGUGACAAGGGCAAGGUGUCUUUCUAUGACCCCCAAGAUAACUCCAACAUCUACACGUUCAAACACGCCAUCACCGAGAAAGUCUUUCCUUACUUCUGGGUGGGUUGUCAGCAGUGUCCUUUGAUAGUGGAGCCGCUAGAGGUUUCUGUGAAAGCUCUUGGGUAUUGUUAGAAGUAGAACAUUUAAAUUUCAUAUCUUUUAGUUUUCUAGCACAAAAAAAGAGGUAUUUUGAAUUCCAGAAAGUGCAAGAAGGUACUCAGAAUGUGAAAUCAAGACGCAUAAUUUCAAGUCUUUUCUGAUCAUUUUUACUGCACUUUGUCACACGACUUCUUUUCUUACUUUAGUUUGAUCUUUGCACUUUGAAACCAAAACAGAAGCUCUUUAAACGUUAUUGUCUGAAUUGUUUGUGCAAUACGCAAUCAUCAUAAUCACAACGUGUGUUUUUUUAACAGCAAAGUGUAGCCUGAGAAUAUCGUACAGAAAUGUGGCUCCUGCUUGUUAAAUCCAAUAUCGUAAUACAUAUUGGAAUCUGCAUGUCGAACAUGAAAUGUCUGUCCAUUUGUAUGACUAAUCUGUGUUGAUAGCAUUGUAAUUAUGGCACAAAUGAUGCCUUGUGUGUCAAUACUGAUUACAUUGUACAAAUUUAGAGUGGUAAAUUAAUUAAUAAAUGAUUUUCAAUUA